Molecule: messenger RNA, 2826 nt
Organism: Laccaria bicolor S238N-H82
Lineage: Eukaryota; Fungi; Basidiomycota; Agaricomycetes; Agaricales; Hydnangiaceae
Exons: 10
Coding region: 1-2826 (941 amino acids)
Biological process (GO): SNARE complex assembly
Cellular component (GO): endosome; lytic vacuole
Molecular function (GO): SNARE binding
Source: RefSeq, a predicted model, not a curated record
AUGACCAGAAAUACACCAAUUUCAGUCGCGGAGCCACCACUCGAUGCUGACCGUCAAUUAAUCCCAAGGCGUAUUCGACACAUCACUGCCAUUCAAAUUCGCAACCUCACUCCCUUUCCUGUCCGCGAUGCAUUCACCUCAGCUUUAUCCCAGCCUGUGGAACAAUCUCAGUAUGCGAUACCUGGGACGACGGACGACCUGGGCAUAAUCAGUUCGAGAAAACGUGCUCGGAAACUUUCCACUACUUCGACGACGGCAAGGUUGAAUGCAAAGCCGGACGAUGGACCUCAUGAGGGAGGGACGAUUAACAGUUUUGCAGAACAAAGGGGGAGGAAGGCCUCGGGCGCCAGAGUUGAUUUCUCCAGCGGAGGAACUCUGGGUCGCACUUCUAACCAAGCGCUUUCGUUUGCGUCUUCGAGAUCACCUCUAACAGCCCGACCUCAACGACCAAGGACAACCUCCAAAACGUCCUCUACCAGCUCUCGCGUUACUGCAUCUGCAUCCAAUAUCUCGGGAAGCGCUUCCGCCGUGACGACAGCUUCGGUCUUGCUUCCUGAUCACUCCCAAACAGGACUUGAGAAGGUCAUCAGUUCUCGUUUGACAGAGACAUUUAUUACCAUCGCGAUACCCCCCUCGACACACUAUACGGGAGAAUCUGCCUUGACUUCGCGCACAGAGACCAGUAAUCGAGCCACUGUACCUACCGCAAACUUGGCGUCUUCGCCGGGAAGAGCUGGGGCAGGUUUCUCUACUAAUUCAUUCAGUAGGAUGACUCGAAUUUCACAACUUGAUUCUCAACGCACGCACAAAAAGAAAGUUGAGCAGUUUAGACUCUCCGGGACUGCAACCUCUCAAAUAACGACAUCGCCCUCAAGGCACCUUUUCCAUAGCCACGCAAAUCUAGCUCAACCGUCGUCACCUACGCCCAAAUACCUUUCAGCUUUACAUCGGCCUUCUACUAAUCCCCUUUUCCACUUUGAUGCUCGUUUUGAUCUUGAUUUUCUGUCGUGGAGUGAUACCGGUGGACACGUUCUUAAACUCGAAAUCUGGGGGAAAAUCCCAACACACCGGCCACAGGACAUACGAACAAAUGAACGACGGCCGUCUGGAAGUGUUUCAUUGGACAAUGAGGCAUUUGAGUGGAAAAUGCUCGAUGACUGGGACGUUGACCUACAAGACCUGAUACCUCUCUCGGAUGAACUUGUUAUUUAUCCCUCGCAACUUCCAUCCAACACUGUUCUCAUCACACUCUCCCCACCGGGCAAAACAUUUUGUCUUUCUCAAAACCUUAUGUCGUCAUCACGGGCUUCCACCCCCUCGAUUGGAUACGCCUCUGAUCCGGAAUCAGAGGUACGAAGGGUUAAGCAAUCUGGCGAACAUCGUACCUCUGCGUCCGAGGAAAUACAGGAAGUUCUACCACUCUCCCGAAGGCGGCAUCGGAGGGGCGUUGGAAGUGUGACUGAGUCUCGGGAUCAUCUGAAGACUGCAGGGUGGCCAGAUAUCCUCAAACUUGUUACAAUUCAGUCUUGCAUUUUAGAUAAUGAAGCGUCGCUUUUCGACAUUGUUCAAGAAAUAGACGUGGCCAUCAAAGAGCAUCCACUUAUUCGCCUUAAACGUGAAAUAUCGGAACGAGAAGCUGCUCUAGAGGAUUUAAAAACGGGCCAUGAGCGCGCAAUCGAUAGAUUGGCGCAAACGAAGGUUAGCAUCAAUGACCGUCGGCAACGGCUUCAACAAAGAAGGGAAACACUCGCUGCUGCGAAAGUCCAAAGUCAACAAGUAGUCAUUGUUGGAGCUGCAGUGCAAGAAUCCAUUAGUUCAGAGCGGACAAGAUUGGAAUCACUCGGGCUUCUCCUUCGUCCAAUCAGGGUAUCACUUUUAACAACGCUUUCCGACAUCUUUCCAAUUGACCUCCAAUCUUCACCUGACUUGUUGUUCGCCAUCCUCGACGUGCCUUUGCCAAUACCCUUAGCUGCCAGUGAUCCAGCUCCGCCGUUGUGUCUACCGGAAUACAAAGACAUCACAGAAGAGACGGUUGCAACUGCAUUGGGAUUUGCAGCGCAAGUAUUGCAAUUGUUGGCCACAUAUCUUGGAAAAAGUUUGAUUUACCCUGUAACAUGCGUCGGAAGUCGCAGCUUAAUCAGAGAUGGUAUUUCAGCCAUGGUGGGCCCUCGAAUGUUUCCGUUGUUUUCCAAGGGCGUGGACACCUAUCGGUUCGAGUAUGGUGUAUUUCUUCUAAAUAAAGACAUCGAGAUGCUCAUGGCAGAAUGCGACCUGAGGGCGCUCGACAUGCGCCAUACAUUACCUAACCUCAAAAAUCUUCUGUUGACUUUGAGCCAUGAUGAUCGGGCUCAAGCAACGUUUCAUCAACGAUCCAGUCCGGUUGUGCCACCAACUAUCGCUUUAGAGCUGCAAGAUGAAAUUGAAGGCUCCAGCGCGAGUCAGGAGCUCGGCACUCCUAAAGCUUCAGUGGGAGAUAUCGCCUUGGAAGCUCACACGCCACCCAUAAGUGGUUCAACCACACCGACGGUCGCCAAUGUGGGGGAUGAAGCUCGAAAGUCCCGACCGUUUCUCGGGCUCGUCCCGUUCUCAGGGUUUCUUCGUGGUCGAUAUUCUAGCUCCAGUCAAAGCGUGGUCAUCGAAAAUAAGGCCAAAUCACUGCAAAGUGAGUGCGAUGAUGAAGACCAGAGGACAAUUCGCGGGGAUACGCGAGCGGGCGACGCAGAAGAGGAAGAUCACAUAGGUGAACCUGAACUCGAUAAUGACAUUGGUCAUAAGGUGUCGAGUGAGGGUGUAUUACCGUCAACCAUGGCUCAACUGCCUCCUUGA